GUGGGCAUACACGAUCCUUCCUAUCGUCCAAUCGGCAUGACACUGCAGGCUUGAUCCAAUCUGCAGUUCGUCCACAUACACCAUACACCAUCAGUUUUAACUGAUCGGCAGCGACGUUCAGUUGCAGUCAUGGCGUCACUGAUGACAGACGACGAUGCUAUAGCCGUUUUGGGCAUUGUACUCGUGAAAAUGAAGCAAAAAAAACGAAAAAAUCGAGCAGAGUGGUGCAAGCAGUGGUUAAAGAAAAGAAAACAGUUUGCUCAUACAAAUUUAAUAGAAGAAUUGAGGAUUAAGCCAAAAGAUUAUAGUAAUUAUUUACGAAUGAAUGAAGAAACUUACGUGAAACUCCUAACGUUAGUUACUCCAUUAAUUGAGAAGCAAGAAACUGUUAUGAGGAACGCUAUCUCGGCGCACGAGAGGUUAACAGCGACUUUACGAUUUCUAGCAACAGGGAGAUCGUAUGAGUGCCUCAAAUUUUCGACUAUAAUAUCACCUCAAGCUUUAGGGCGAAUUAUACCAGAAACCUGUGCUGCUAUUUACGAAGUUCUCAAAAAGGAUUUUAUACCGUUUCCCGAUACUUCCGCUAAAUGGAAACAAAUCGCGGAACACUUUGAAGAAAGGUGGAAUUUUCCACAUUGCUUGGGAGCAAUAGAUGGGAAACACAUCGAUAUAAUCCCACCUGCUGACAGUGGUUCUUAUUACUACAACUACAAAGGACGACACAGCAUGGUUCUCAUGGCAAUUGUUGAUGCAACAUACCGGUUUAUACUUGCAGAUUUUGGAACAAAUGGGAGAGUUUCCGAUGGAGGAGUAUUGCAAAACACCAAGUUUUUCAAGAAGUUGCAAAAUAAAAAGUUAAAUAUCCUAAAUCCUGAAAACAUCGAAAGUAGCUCAAGAUGUUUACCGUACGUGUUUGUUACUGACGAUGCGUUUCCGCUGAGAGCCGACAUGUUGAAGCCAUAUCGCCAAGCUGAUUUGAACAAUUACGAGAAGAAAAUUUUCAACUAUAGGCUGUCCCACGCAAGACGUAUUGUAGAAAACGCAUUUGGCAUAUUGUCUUCACGAUUUCGCAUUUACCAUACUAAAAUUAACAUAGAACCAGAUAAGAUACAAAAUGUAGUGAUGGCUACGAUAGCUUUGCACAACUUCUUAAUGGAAAAUGUGCCAUAUUUAUAUGCACCCACAAGAUGCUUUUACCAUGAAAAUAUCAAUAAUGGGACUGUAGUCAACGGAGGGUAUGAUACAUCAAGGUCAACUAUGGAAGAUUUACAAAGACGAAAUCAGGGAAAUGUAUUGAAUAAUGCUAAAAUUAUCAGACAAGGAUACCAAAAUUACUUUGUCAAUGAAGGCAAAGUACCGUGGCAGGAUAAUUUUAUAUAAAACACAAUGUAAUUUAUGUGUUUUUAUUAUUAAAGCAAUUAGUAUUACAAUAACUUGGUGUUACAUUCAUUAUUUAAUUACUAUUCUGACAUAAAAUUACCAACAAAAGAUGCCGCAGAAUCUCCAGAUAUUGAUGGUAAAUCUUCAGGGCCCGGGGCUUCGUGGCGUUGCGAGAAAUGCAGGUCAUCCUGCACGUUUUGUAAAGACGAAUGACUGUGAGAAGUGAUUGGAUAUGAUGGCGAGACUGUUUGUUGGUUGUGCUGCAUGUUUUGAGAUGGGCUUGCUGAAUGCGAUGAAUGACUGGGAGAAGUGAAUGGGUAUGAUGGCGAGACUGUUUGUUGGUGGUGCUGCAUGUUUGGAGAUGGGCUUGCUGAAUGCGACGAAUGACUGGGAGAAGUAAAUGGGUAUGAUGACGAGACUGUUUGUUGGUGGUGCUGCAUGUUUGGAGAUGGGCUUGCUGAAUGCGACGAAUGACUGGGAGAAGUGAAUGGGUAUGAUGGCGAGACUGUUUGUUGGUGGUGCUGCAUGUUUGGAGAUGAACUUGCUGAAUGCGACGAAUGACUGGGAGAAGUUAUUUGAUAUGACGGGGAAAAAUUAUUUGAUGGAGAGGUUGCAUAUCGCCGAUGACGUGGCCCAGUAUUUAUGACUUUAUAAUCCAGUGUCAGAUUACCCCAUUCAGCUUCAAAUAACACAUCAUUCAUUAAUUUUUCGGCAAGCAUUCUUUGCUGUCUUGGCAAGUCCCGCAAUUUGCUCGCAAUAGACUUGCAAUAAAUAUCAUGGCGAUCUUCCUUUCUAACUUCAUCCCUGGGACGCUUGAAAUGGUCAUUAACAGAUUGAAGAACACUGUUGACGAGAUUAUCUUCAUUUUUUCUUUUUGGUUUCGGCCUCCUUGCUGAGUUGCCUGCUACAGAUCCAUCAUUAUCAGACUCUUCAUUUGGUUGGAUUAAUAUUUCAUUUGGUUGCGAGUUAUUGUCAAUAUCCUGAAACAUAACAAUUUGGUUCAUUGAUGGUAUCAUGGUCAUUUAUGAUUGAUGCUGGUGAUAUUUGCGCGUUUGAUAGGCCUAAUAGGUAAAGACUCCUCUGCUCAGGCCCAACCGAUUAAGUAAAUAUUUGAUAUUUUAAUUUUGCGUACUUACCAAGUGCUGUUGCUCUAUCUGCUGCUCUUCAUCCGCGCUUUCUUCGUUUUCAUCCACAUUUGAAACCGAAGUUCUUUGUUCGUGUUUUGUUCGUGUCACCCAAAUGCCAUAUGUCAUUCAAUAGACAGAGACAAAACAUGGAGUAACUAAUCCAUGCGUAGUCUUCGUUUAUUAAUAAGGGGGAUUGAGUUUUGAGUUUUAUCAUAACUUUUAAUAUGACAUUGCAAUAAAGAAAAAGGUAUUAAAAUGAAGACAGUUUCAGUGAUGUUUUGGAAUAGGCAAUAGUUAUUUGAAUAAGCCUCAUUAUAUUUUUCUAUAAACUCUAUUACCUUUAAGUUGUCCCUCAUAGUAAAUAUAUGUUAAAUACAAUUUAUUUUCUAGCAAGAAAUUAAUGAUAUCAAAGUGCGAAAAACUUGUGGGAAUUUUGAAUAUUUUGAAACGCUUUAAGAGCGGUUGUGACAUAAAAAUAUAACGAACGUGAUGUUCGCAGAUGACGCGUUCCACCUAGACACCGAAUGCAACUUUCCAUUGUGACAUUUAAAUGUUUACCAAAAAUGUGUUUCGAAAAUGGCGCGCGUUUAAACUGCCCGUGCAAAGUGGCUAUUUUCAAUAAUUUUUAGGUUUCCGUACCUCAAAAGAAAAAUAAGACUUAAGUGUUUUCCUUUGGAGCUGUGAAAAAUUCAAACUUCUAAGCCGAAGCAAUCAAAAGAUACAGCCGUUUAUGCCGCAAAUUUUCGAAACUCGCACGGGAACCAAAACUUACAGGGUACUUCCCGUCGACUUAGAAUCUUGAAAUUUAGUACGAAGUAACGUCUUAUAAUACAAAUAAAGGAAAAAUUGCGAAAACCGUAAUUUUUUAGUUACAUCAUAUAAUUUUUUAUUAAAUUAUUAAAAUAUAUCUACAGGUUUGCACGGAACCCUCGGUGCGCGAGUCCGACUUGACUGUUUUUUUUAGACACUAUACUAUUUCUUCCAAGUAGUUUUUUUUUAUAACAUAUAAAAGAGAUGUAAACUACUAGAGAAAAAUAUGACAUAUAAUCAUGCAUAUUCUUUAUUACAGGAGCUUCCCAGUUUAGCAUAACAUUGCACUUUUAUAUCAUAUCACUUUGAUUUUUCAAAAUAACACACGGCUAGUUUUUAUAAAAGAGAUAAUAUAAGCGCAGUAAGUAUAGUUUCGCUAAAAAGUUGUUCAAUUUGUUAUAGGCGCAUCGCCAGUGGUGGGAGAUGAAGUCAUCUCACUUUGAUUGUGUGCUUUUUUUCAAAGUCGGCAAGUUCUAUGAGUUGUUUCACAUGGAUGCCGCUGUUGGAGUCAACGAACUUGGCUUUUCUUAUAUGAAGGGUGAAUUCGCACAUUCCGGUUUUCCCGAGAGCGCGUACUCAAGAAUGGCUUCCACACUAGUUUCCAAAGGAUAUAAGGUGGCACGCGUGGAACAGACAGAGACGCCAGAUAUGAUGCAAGAGAGAUGCAAGAGAACGGGUCAGAACACAAAAUGGGAUAAAGUGGUGAGACGCGAGAUCUGCCAAGUUACGCUGCGAGGGGCUCAAAUAUGCGGCCUUCAAGACUCCGGGCCCGCGGAAGCUAACGCUUCAUACAUGAUGGCCAUCGCUGAGGAGGAAGGUAACAAUACAAGCAGUUUCGGGGUAUGUUUCUUGGACACAUCAAUAGGCAUAUUCCACCUCGGCCAGUUUCAAGAUGACAAGCAUUCGUCGAGGUUGCUCACUACGUUGGCGCACUACCCGCCUGCUUUGAUAAUAUUCGACCGUAAAACAACAACUGCUAAAGUGAGCAAAUUGUUGAGCACACAUUGCCACAGCGCUCGUCGCGAGGCACAGAAUCUGUGGCCUCCGGAGAAAACAUUAAAGAUUCUAGCCGAGAAAUAUUACAAGACUAACGCGGAUGGCGAUUGGCCAGAGGGGAUAAGACCUUACCUACAUGAUGGUGAUGCCUUAGGGCUUACUCCGGCGGCUCAUUGUUCUUUAGCCGUCAAAGCUUUAGGUGGCUGCGUUUUAUACCUAACAGAUUGUCUGCUAGACAUACAAAUACUGGGCAUGGCACAGUUUAACUCAUACGAACCCCCCGACGUGCUAAACAAGACCUUGUCUCAAGAGAACACGGUCGAUAAUCGGUGGGAAGGCGGCAGCAGUAUGGUACUUGAUGCUAUUACUUUGAGGAAUUUGAGAAUAGUACAAGACGAGGGCUGUUUGUAUGAUAAACUGAAUUUCUGCUCCACAGCUAUGGGGAAAAGAUGGCUAUACCAGUGGGUAUGUGCACCUAGUUGCAAUCUGUCAGUUAUUAAGGAACGCCAGCAAGCCGUGAAGACGGUUCUAGAGAAUCAGGAGAUGUGCCAGGAGGCCAAGAAUGUGCUCACCACACUGCCGGAUCUGGAACGACUGUUAGCUAAAGUUCACAGCCUGGGAAGUUUAAAACGAUCCAAACAGCACCCGGAUGCUCGAGCUAUAUUCUACGAAGAGAAAAUUUAUUCCAAGAAGAAAGUGCUAGACUUUAUUGCAGUACUGAACGGGUUCAAAGCAGCUUUGAAACUAGUUGAACUUUUCUCUGAUGUUGAUUCUACAUUGUUGAGAAAUAUAACACAGUUUGCUCCCGAUGGAAAAUUCCCAGAUUACAGAGACACUUUGAAGUUCUUUAUGGAAGCAUUCGACCAUCAAGAGGCCGAGAAGGAAGGCCGCUUACUGCCCGGCGUGGGCGUUGACCCCGAGUACGAUAACACGUUGCGAUUGAUCGAAGAUAUACAAGAUGAACUUAAAGAAUACCUCAAAGAGCAGGAGAAAUACUUCAAGUGCCGGCUCAACUACGUAGGUUCGGACAAGAAACGCUACCAGAUCGAAGUGCCUCAGAGUGCAGCUUCCAAGGCCGGAUCCGAUUACCACAUGGAGAGCGCCAGGAAGGGAUACAAGCGGUUCUCUACUGCCGAAACUAAGGAUUUCCUCGCCCGCAUGAUGGCAGCCGAAGAACAGAAGACAAACGUUCUCAAAGAUUUAAGCCGUCGAAUGUUCUCGAAGUUCUCCUCGCACUACAACCAAUGGGAGGGCGCGGUGAAGAGUAUAGCGAUAUUGGAUAUCGUCCUCUCGCUCAGCGAGUUCGCGAGGCAGCAGAGUGGAGAUAUAUGUCUGCCUGAAGUGAGCUUCGAUGUGGAGAAAACGCCGUUCAUAAACAUCGUGGAAGGCCGUCACCCGUGCAUUCCCAUAGUAAACGAGUUCAUCCCCAACGACACGCGUCUGGGUGUUAACGGGCCCAGUCUGCUGCUGCUCACCGGGCCUAACAUGGGGGGCAAGUCCACACUCAUGCGACAACUCGGCCUGCUCACGGUGCUCGCUCAUUUGGGUAGCUAUGUUCCCGCACAAGAAUGCAGCCUCAGUUUAGUGGACCGCAUAUUCACUAGACUCGGCGCUUCGGAUGAUAUUCUGUCGGGCCAGUCCACUUUCCUGGUGGAAAUGAACGAAACCGCCGCCAUUGUGAAGCACGCUUCGGUGCAUUCGCUUGUGCUGCUCGACGAAUUGGGUCGCGGCACGUCUACAUACGAUGGUACGGCCAUAGCGUCCGGCGUUUGCGCCGAGUUAGCCGACCGGGGCUGUAGAGUGGUAUUCUCUACCCACUAUCAUUCGCUGGUGCAUCACUUGGCUUCGCAUCCGGGGGUCGUGUUGGGGCAUAUGGCGUGCAUGGUUGAAACCGACGAGUCAACGCCGGACAACGAAGACGACAUACCAGAGGAGACGAUCACUUUCCUAUACAAACUGUCCCCUGGAGCUUGUCCCAAAUCUUACGGGUUUAAUGCAGCCCGUUUGGCUGGCGUUCCUAAGGAAAUAACCAGGCGGGCACAUAACGUUUCCAAAAGUCUAGAGAUUGAAGCUAAUUGUGCCAGAGCUUUCAGGGACAUGAUGAAGUUGGAAGACCCGAAGAGAAUCAGGGAGAUGCUGGCAGCGUUGAGCAUUUGAGAUUCGUAAAUUAGCAUAGUAACAAAAAUUUGAAAAUUUGAACCCUACUGGCUGUUUGAUAAAAAAUAUUUGAUGUAGGCACUUGCACUGCUUCGUAUUUGUUACUUGUAAGCUUGAGUGUAAAAAAUCCUAUGACAAAAACUAAAACUACGCAUUCUGUACACCCAAACAAGUAAUAUUACAGAAUAUUAAACGUGGGAAUCAUUUGUAUUUUUAAGUUAAAAAAAUCCAGUACGGAAUGUAUAGCGCGGCGCUACGAUGGGGCUACGCAAAGAAUGUGCCUGUGUGUAUGUGUGUUGUGUAAGUGCGUCGUUAAAAAGUAUCAUAAUAACGUUUUGAAAAUAUUAAUGUAAAAAUCUUGAAAAAAAUUGUGACUUUGACGUUCAAUAUCUCUAUAACCAUAAAUUUCCAAGGUCCAGAAGAAAACUGAGCACUUUAUUAUAACACCACAUACAUAUUAUCAGUAACAAGUAACUAUCUAUAAAGCAUGAUAAGGUUAUACUGCGGUCAAGUUUACAAAUAGCAAAGACGAAUAGUAUGUGAAGUGCUAUCCAUCGCUAAAUCGAAUCGCAAGAUUUAUGUUAAAACUUAAAAUACGUUCGAUUUUGAUUAAAUUAAUUUUGAAUAAACGUCACUUGCAAAAGAACCUCAUUGAAAACAUCAAGUUGUCAACUAAUUAAAAAAAUAACGGUGACGUUUGGUAGCAGUAUGGAUUAUAGAGCUAUAACUCCAACGUGUAAAACUUAGAAUAAUAACGCCUGGAAGCCUUUUUUAUGUCUGGGAAAUGCCUUACGCAUCCUUCAACUACCGAGGGAGCGAGAAGAAGGUAGGUUGGCUUCUCCCUGUUCAUUACAGCCAGCCCUUGGGCCGGGUGAAAUGAGCAGGGCCCUACCUAACGCGGCUCUCACAGGAGUGAGAGGGAGAGCGGAGUUCUCUCCGUCCCUUACUCGCCCCCUUGGCCCUAAGAAGGGCCGUUUGAGCAUCUACCGCCAAUCGCAAUGAUCAGAGUCACUGGGGUGAUGCUCCUACCAUGGCCCUGAGAAGGACCGAUGAACCGUGUUCAGCACUCGAAGUGCUGUCCAUCCCAGGGUCCCUAUCGUUCACCCAGUCUCCUCUUUGCCCCUGUGCGGGCUAUCUCCUAUGUCAGGGUAGAAGAAGAUGUGCCAGUGCGCGCCUGCCUCUCCUACCCCUAGUCCUUCUGCUGCGGAGAAACCCCGCGAAGGCAAGACAAUGUUAAGUCCCUGUGGCCGUAGGUUUAUUAGAUUUUGACGUCAUGUUAGCACUUAGACAAUCCCAGACGGUUUUGGUCAUGUGACCAUGGAGCAAAAUGAUCAUUUCUAUUUGACGAGAAUGGGGACCAUGAGAGGUGCGGGCGGCAGACACAUUCUUAUCAAAAUAACAAGUGCCCGUCUUCAACCUAUAAUAUUCAUAUUAAAUACAGAUGCUAACAAUUGGUAACUUAAUUCGGCGCGCAUUACCGCUCUUGUUUUUGUUAAGACACAGCUUCUUUAUAGGCGUUAUUAUUCUUAGGUGUAAAUUAAGUUUCUUUUUUUUUUCAAUAAUUUGUUGAUUGAAGUUUUCGUUGUAAUCUACAUUUAUAUUGAUUGUGAUAUGCUAUUACUAGUUUAUUGUUAAGUUUCUUUGUCAUUGUCUAUUGUGUUGUGCUAGGUCCACAUGUAAGCGAGUGUUGUUGGAUAUUUUUCAUCUCGUUUUGUCAUAAUAACGUUUCUAUUUUUAAUGAAAAACUACAAAAACAUUGUACCAUUAAUUCGAGAAAAUAUUACAUAAUUUUUUUAUGUCAGGGAUUAAUAUCCACAUAAACUCACAAAUGGUGCCAUCCAAUGUUAUGUCGUAUUGUUGAAUCUGCAACUGUGAUUAUUGAAAUUGAAAUAAUUCAAAGCCCCCACCUAUUUCAUAUUAAAUCUUAUAUGCCAA
This is a messenger RNA of Chilo suppressalis (striped riceborer), 8405 nucleotides long. The record is from the annotation of a GenBank genome assembly. NCBI's taxonomy places the organism in Eukaryota, Metazoa, Arthropoda, Insecta, Lepidoptera, Crambidae.